Messenger RNA from Rhodamnia argentea, 1108 nucleotides. RefSeq names its product U6 snRNA phosphodiesterase 1. Gene Ontology annotation, cellular component: nucleus. Gene Ontology annotation, molecular function: 3'-5'-RNA exonuclease activity. Bases 122 to 883 code for a protein of 253 amino acids. Gene Ontology annotation, biological process: U6 snRNA 3'-end processing. The transcript is spliced from 6 exons. The record is from RefSeq and is a predicted model, not a curated record. Lineage: Eukaryota; Viridiplantae; Streptophyta; Magnoliopsida; Myrtales; Myrtaceae.
GUGCUAAAUCAAUUUCAGUUUGGAGAAGUGAGCAAAGCCGCCAUUGCUUUUGGUGUUUGGAGGCCGCGAGAGAGAGUGAGAGAGAGGGAGAGGGUCUCAGCACCGGCAUCGCCAACAGAAAAUGGACGCACUGAGAGACACUUACGGAGACGACUCCGACUCCGGCUCCUGCUCCGGCUCCCGCUCCCGCUCCCGCUCCGGCGCCUGCCCCGCGCCUCCGCUUCUGCCUCUACCUUCUCCUGGUCUACCCCCGCCCCCUCUCUCCCUCCUCACCCCUCCCAAUUCCCUCGAUUCCUACCCAACCGGCCCGCCGAGUCGAGUCCGGAGCUUCCCGCACGUCGAAGGCAAUUACGCCCUCCACGUUUAUAUCCCCGUUCAUAUAUCGGGUCCGCAAAGAAAGGAAAUCGCCCUCUUCUUGAAGAAAGUUGCGUCUGUGGUUCCUGGUCUUUUUGUGGUUGAUGCAGACGUGCCACUUGAGCCUCUGUGCCGAGAUGAUCAGAAGCUCGAGCAAGUUGCUGUGGGCAGGGAAUUCCACAUCAGUUUGGGCAGGACUGUGCCUAUCCGAGUCCACCAGAUCGACUCCAUGGUUUCCAUGCUUCGCCAGAAGCUCCAGUUUCACAAACCGUAUUGGAUUGAUUUUGAUAAAUGGGAAGUAUUCGUCAACGAUGACAGCACGAGAUCUUUCCUUUCGCUCGAAGUCAUGAGCCGAGGAUUAGCUGAGAUUACAAAGCAAAUACGAGUUGUCAAUGACGUUUACAGGCGACACCAUCUUCCUGAGUUUUACAAGAUGUGUGAUUGCGACAAUCGAACAGGAUCCUCGCCCUCAUAUAUCUUUAGCUUGGGCCUUGGGCAACGUCAGUGGGUCGUUGCAGAAAGCAGUUGAAGCGAUGAAGAGGAGCGCAAACUUUGGAAAACUAUCUCCGAAAUGUAUCUUCACCAGUAAAUUUAGCGGGAUAGAGUGCAAGAUUGGUCACAAAACAUACAAAAUAUGUAAGCUUCCAGACGAGUGAAGCAAUAUCGACUUGGACAUGCUACUUCAUGAAAAAGCAGUGCCAUGGAUGUACUGGCUGCACUAAGUUAUGAUAAAUGGUUUACGAAGAUAAAUCUA